AUGCAAGCGAAGAUCGGUGCUUUCUUCAAGCCACAACCAACCCCCAAAACCCUAAACCAGACGCAGCUCGUCAGCGAUCAAACCAAUAGUACAGACCCUCCUCAUAUUGACUAUGGAACUGGCAUUCAGCAGAUUGAAGCCCCAAAAGAAUGCUGUAUAGAGGCUUUUCCUUUGGAAGUCAAUUCAGUCUCAACCAAAAUUCUAAACAAGAAGAGAAGGUAUGGUCAACUGCAUUUGGAUUUGGGACAAUCUGAUUUUCUUCUCCACACUUGUUCCGUAUGUGGAUUCAAGUAUGCUCGUGGGGAUGAAGAAGAUGAGAAAGUUCACAAAGAAUUGCACAAGGAGUACACUCAAGGCAUCCAGUUCAAGGGCUGGCACAAUGAGAGGGUUAUUCAUGUGCCUUCAACCAAUGCAGGACGAAUAGUCUUGGUGCUGGAUGGAGACCCACCCGCUCACAAGAAGAAGGUCCAGAAGGUUGUGGAGAUGAUGGAGAUGGAGCUUGGAAUUGGAUGGCUUAUCCACAAGCUUUGCAAGGUAUAUCUAUUUAUUUCCCAUCAUAGGAUUGCUGGUUGUCUAGUAGCAGAACCGAUUAAAAGUGCCUACAGGGUUCUUCCAAACACGGUCAUGUCAAAAGGCCUUGGCGGUACCACUGCAAGGAAAAAUAGCUUAAAUUUUUCAGCACUUCAGUUUGGAGAUAUUAGUUUUCAGAGGGAAGCUGUGAAAGGGGCUCCUUUGGCAAUAGUCCUAAGCCAAUAG
Molecule: messenger RNA, 756 nt
Organism: Ilex paraguariensis (yerba mate)
Lineage: Eukaryota; Viridiplantae; Streptophyta; Magnoliopsida; Aquifoliales; Aquifoliaceae
Source: the annotation of a GenBank genome assembly